ACAAGAUAAGUUGGGCCAAAGUCCCACUAAGCUUUAGAAGAUUCGACAUUGACUAAUUUGAUUGCUUGUUGAUAAAGUAAUUAAGUGUUAUACAGCGUUGUCUUGAGGAAAAGUUAGAACUGAAGAAACAUCAAAUUGCAGAAUGAGUUCGAGUGGAGAGCCAUCCUCUUCAGUUGGGGCAAUCAGAAGCCCAAAUCCUAAAAAGAAAGACUUCACUCACUUCAUUUCACUUCCAUUGGGAAUACAUCAUCCUGAAUUCGUUAACAAGCUGAAUAAAUUCCGGAAAUCAAUUUUGGAAUGGAAAAACUUGACAGGCAUGAGAAUCGACCCAUCCCUAUUUACUAAACCAAGAUCUCUUCACUUUACUGUUCUCAUGUUAGAACUAUCGAACGACGACGACGUUGCUAAAGCUGAGAAAGUUUUGCAGGAUGUCUCUUCUAAAUUGAUGGAAACCUUGAAGAACAGGCCUGUCUCCAUUAGACUUCGGGGCCUGAAAUGUAUGGGGGAUACUCCUUUGAAUAGAGCGCGAGUUGUGUAUGCACCACCUGUGGUAGAUAGUGGCAGUGAGGAAAGACUUCUUAGUGCUUGCCAUGUCAUUAUCGACGCAUUUGCUGAAGCUGGACUUGUUGACAAAGAUGCUAAGGACAGAUUGAAUUUGAAGCUGCAUGUUACUUUGAUGAAUACAACUUUUAGAAGAUGGCUGGAUGGCCAAAGCAGGGAAAACCCCGAUUAUUUUGAUGCACAGUCCAUUUUUGAGCAGUUUGGAUCAGAGGAAUGGGGGGAGUAUGCUAUAAGGGAAGCUCACCUGUCUCAGAAAGGUCAGUUUGCAGACGAAUAUUUUUACUGCUGUGCUUCUGUGUCAUUUCCUGAAACUUGCAAGUAGAGUAAUUUUCCAAUCCUUCUUUUAGAAAAUGUGUUUACUUUUCUCUUUACUUGAUUGUCAAAGUUUUAUAACCCUAUAAACAUGUAUAAUUUGUAUGUGUAUGAGUGUGCUUUUUGAAGAGACUGUGAGAGUGAGUUUAAAGAGUGAGAAACAAAGGUUGUAGUGAGAGUGAGUUUGAAUAUAUGUAAUAUUUAAGUUCUAAGUGAAAAGCUAUCACUUUUCUUGUGGGUUUGGUGAUCUGCUUUUUUAUUA
This is a messenger RNA of Cannabis sativa, 1135 nucleotides long. RefSeq lists its product as uncharacterized. Bases 143 to 883 code for a protein of 246 amino acids. The record is from RefSeq and is a predicted model, not a curated record. Gene Ontology annotation, biological process: regulation of DNA-templated transcription; DNA alkylation repair. The transcript is spliced from 7 exons. Gene Ontology annotation, cellular component: nucleus. Lineage: Eukaryota; Viridiplantae; Streptophyta; Magnoliopsida; Rosales; Cannabaceae.